AUGACAUCCUCAAAGCAACGAAGGGGAGGUCGCUGGAUCACGACUCUACCCUUCAUCCUCGCACCUUUGGUUGCUGCUGCGCCGCUGCCCAAUGACCCCUCCACUCCGGCCAUUACAGCCUCUACGUCGUAUCCCGCCAUCACCGAUAUGGGUACUACCAGAUAUACAUCGGCUCCUCCUUCGACUAUCACUGCCACGCCCACCGCCAUAGCAGACUCUUUUGAUGACAGCCAGCCUGACUCGAGUUGGAACUCCUACCCUACAGCCGUAGCUGCCCAAGUCGACAAUUACUCGGAUGAACCCUCGGUGGUACCAGUCAUCAUUCAGCCUGGUGAUACCUCCAAUGACGCUUACGCUCUGAGUCCCACUCCCACAGCUUCAUGGGCUUUACCACCCAUGUUCUCCGACAUGUCUCCCUUCCAAGUAUCCACCUACGCGGCUGGUAAACACAACAUGGCUAUUCUACAGGGAUCACCAGCAGCUGCAUCUUCCAAUAACACCGAUACGAAUCCUGAGGAACCCUGGGACUUAUCACGAAAUGCCUUUCAGAUACUUUAUCCUAGUGGGUCGAUCAAUCCUGGUAACAAGCCACAAGGAGGAGCAGAAUUUUACGCAGCUCCAAUGGACAUUACCAAAGCUACCAAUGCAAGUUUGGAAUACAGUGUGUAUUUCCCACCGGAUUUCGAUUUUGUCAAAGGUGGUAAAUUGCCGGGACUUUAUGGGGGUCAUAAAGGUUGUUCGGGAGGUAAUGCAGCUGAGGAUUGCUUUAGUACUCGACUGAUGUGGAGAGCAGGAGGUCAAGGGGAGCUGUACUUGUAUGCACCAAAAGAUAGACAGACUCCAUCACUUUGUCAGACUCCGCCUAAAUCCAUUUGCGAUGCGGCAUAUGGCCUGUCCAUCGGUCGAGGAGCCUGGAAGUUUGCUCUGGGAGAUUGGACGACGGUUCGUCAAGAUGUAUGGCUGAAUACACCGGGGCAAAAUGAUGGAGGGUUCAACAUCUGGGUUAAUGGCCAACUGAUCCUCUCGGCUAACGAUGUGAGAUACAGGGAGAAUGGGGAUAGUUGUAUACAAGGUGAAGAUGAUGGUAUUUCGUCAGCUAUGAUCAAUACUAUAGGUUUUGGUCAAGGUGGUACCAAUGAUAAUUCGACUGUCUCAGCGUCAGCUUUAGAUGAAGAUUGGCAAGUAUCAGAGGAAAUGGUUAAUACUAGUACGAGUACGACUAUGAUUUCGACUGUUACUGUUACUGCUACUAUGCCACCGAUUUCGGCUUAUUAUACACCUUAUACACCGUCCUCGACAAUCACCUCACCAGCUUCAGCUUCAACCGCCACAGCAUCAAGAUCUGCACAUGUUUCAUCUGCAAAAUCUGUUGGUCAGCAGAAACGAGACGAACCUUCAUCUCCGGUGGAUGCCCCAUCAAUGACUCAACACGCCGUAGUAAUUACCAUACCUAUCACCGAAGCUGUCACCACCGUGACGGCAGCAGCAACCCCCACUACAGCUUUCAUCACCAUUCCUACCACAAAUACAAUUACGAGCGAAGUCCAGGUGACUAUCACUCCAUCAGCUUCUGUGGAUACGAUUUUCGAUACAGUUUACGUCACUCAACCCACUACCAUUACCGUCGCUUCGUCUUCCUUCUCUUCUUUCGAUAGCGAUUCAUCGCCCUCACCUUCAAUGGAUCUAUCAAAUGAAUCCAUCGUAAUCCAUCCUGAACCUGUGGUAGCUCAACAAGCUUACGAAGCUCAAUCACAAGCACAACCACUUCAACCCGUCAUUUUGAAAUCACCGCCUGGUCAAGUGAUGAAAUCUCCCGAAGAGACGAAAAAUCACAUUCAAUCUCAGACACCUUGCGGAGUAGGCUUCAUAGGAUUGUUCUUCUCUACUUUCUUUGGGGGUCAUACGUCCGAUUGGGCAAGUCCGAAAGAUCAGUAUACCUAUUUUAGGGAUUUCAAAAUGUGGAUUAACAACUGA
Molecule: messenger RNA, 1974 nt
Organism: Kwoniella botswanensis
Lineage: Eukaryota; Fungi; Basidiomycota; Tremellomycetes; Tremellales; Cryptococcaceae
Exons: 3
Coding region: 1-1974 (657 amino acids)
Source: RefSeq, a predicted model, not a curated record